AUGUAUAUAGAACUAUAUUUCCCAGAAACGUUUAAGAAUUUGACAAACGCUUUGAAAAUUGAAAAAAGUUGAAUUGCCGAAGUCAACCAUUAGGUGGUAAUUACGUAAAUGAUUCAUGAACUGCAUUUGUAACCACUAAGCACAUGCUAUCCUCAACCCUAAAUACAGUCACAUUCAAGAGCGUAUAGGUUUGGUUUGAACAUUGGUGGGAACACAGUUUUACCAAAUACUUGACAAAUCCUUUUACAAGUUUGCAGGUACUAGCUAGCAUAGCUUCGACUGCAACUACGACAUCGUCUUCAAGACAAAUGAAUGUCCGAUAGCUAGUCUAGCAAGCAGACAAUUCCGUAGUUGUGUUCCAGAGCUAGCAACUUUAGGCUCGUUAACUUUAGAAAUACCGAUACACAUCUUCAACAAUAAUUUACAGGAGUGUAAUAUAAUUCGAUUUUAAUCGUUUAUUAUUUUCAUUAAAUCUCUUCUGAAUCUCGCUUCAACGCUCACCUACUGGCACUAUAACAGUUACGGGAUGGUACACAUGUGAUCAGCACUCUCCUGCCAAUCAAUAAGGCUGACCUUCAGAGUUAACGGGAGCAGAAAAUGUUAAAAGAAUGGAAAAAAAUAAUAUUAGUCUCCAAUUAUUGGUUGGGACAAUUACAUGUUUGCUAACAUUGGUGGGGACAUGUCCCUACCGUCCCACCCUAAAUUUACGCCUAUGGUCACAUUCCCAAAUCAGCAACCAGGGCCCAGGAGCCAUGACCUAAAAAAUAUCUGUCGAAAUAUAAAUUAAAAUACAAUUCAUAUAUAUUUUUACCAUUUCAAUCUUGCAUAUUUUUAUUGCGCCUCUGUCUAACAAUUGUGUGAGUGUGAAAACUGUGAAAGGGCAACACGAGUCCAUUCCUGGUAGAAAACAGUCAGACGAUUGGUUUAAUUGUGGACUGCCUGUGGACACCAGUCUUGUGAACUGCCCCCCUGCAUCAGCUGACACGCAGGAUGAUUUGCCAGCUGAACACACUGGUUUCCUGAUGUUGCCGUGCAUGUGCACUCAGGCACACAGAACUCCGACAGUGAAUACAGACAAAACAAUUACUGGAUUUUUUCAUCACUGGAAUGCAAGCAACAGUGCAGUACAAACUGACUUUAAGAGACUAGAAGAAGAUAAUCGUAAAAGUCAUACACUGUGCAUGUCCUUAUGAAGGAUGAUUUUAAUAAUGUGUCAUGAAAGAUGUGUUAAUACCAACAGUGUGUACUUAAAAUGUACUGUUCACAUGUAUACAACCAGGUCUCCGGGUUCAGGUCUGUAUCAUAAUUUAUGGUCAUCAUAUCAUCAAAACCCGACCAUUAGAUUCUUAACAUCAAAGCUUUUUUCCCUCAAGAAUAUGACUCCCAAUUAAUAACCAUCUUCUAUUUCCUGUUAUGGUUAACUGCCAUUCGUGACCAGUUUGAAAGUGCCAUGAACAUAUUUAGCAUUUUUACUACAACAAAAAGACAGGGUAUGGUUUUCAAGGGCAUUCCAUACAAUCUCUUCACAUGAGUAACUUCUAGAUUAAGUCAUAAAUAGGCUCUUUGACAUAAUCAGUAGCAAACGGUUGGAGAUUGGGUCAAAGAAUUCACAACACAGGUUUAGUAAUCUGGCACACUGUCUGUCCUGAGAGAUUAUAGAGUAGCUAAAGAGUCUCUGGUUUCCUGGGAGACCACUCACUGAGGCCUCCUUUGAAAAGCCUGGCACCACUGCCAGGCAGGAGCAUUGAGUUUAGCUUAUUGUGUAAUAUUCAUUGAAUGCCUGUUUACAUGCGCAUGAAUUCAGGCCAAGAUGAAAAGCCUUCUACGGUGUCACGGCAACAAUUACACUCUGUCCCCAUAAUCAGAUGCUAACUGGGGUUUCCCACGGUACUGUGGUCCAGCAGAGACAGAGACCAGCCGGGCAGCGCUGCACCUCUGGGGAUGUGAUGAUAGACGAACCCUAGAAGCACUCCAGAGCUGUUUCUGCUGGUGAACUGAAUAAUAAUCGUAUGAUGCCAAGAUGGAGAAACAGACGGGAAAUAGACUCAUCUUCUCGUAUACUACGUUUCAUACGGGAGUAUUCAUGCGGUGUGUUCAUACCUGCAUGCAUGUCCUCCUCCUGUCAUAUGACUGCUCUACCAUGUGACUGGGGUUCUUACCAGAGAGCAAAGGGGUUAGAAGGGAGGGAGGGAGAGAGAGAGAGAGAGAGAGAGAGAGAGAGAGAGAGAGAGAGAGAGAGAGAGAGAGAGAGAGAGAGAGAGAGAGAGAGAGGAGAGAGAGAGAGGAAUGUGAGGCGGGAUGAAGAGAUGUGAGUAUCAAAGAAAGAGGGAGAGAAACAGAGACAGAGCCUCUGUUGAACUGACAAACUGGAACAUCACAAACUUGUACACAAUGAAGGUGUGAGCAGCGUGAGAGCAUCAAGCGUCCAGACUGGGGAUGAACGGCACCAUGAACCAGACCGAGGGACUUUACAGAGACAGCUAUGGUGUCUGGAGAGGUGACAAUGUCACACAAAACGUCUCCUCUGGUUUCAAGUCCCCCUUCUCACCUGUCAUGGACGCGGCCAUCAGCGGAAUCACCAUCAUCAUCCUCUUCAUCACCAUGGUGUCCCUUGGCUGCACCAUGGAAAUCUCCAAGAUCAAGUACCACAUCCUGAAGCCUAAAGGGGUGGCCAUCGCCGUGGUGGCCCAGUUUGGCAUCAUGCCCCUCACCGCCUUCAGCCUGGCCAAGGUCUUCCAGCUGGAGCCCAUCGAGGCUGUGACCGUGCUGAUAUGCGGCUGCUGUCCGGGGGGGAACCUCUCCAACAUCUUUGCCCUGGCCCUCAAGGGGGAUAUGAACCUAAGCAUCGUGAUGACAACAUGUUCCACUGUCGCGGCCCUGGGCAUGAUGCCUCUGCUGCUGUUCCUGUACUGCCAAGGGUUCGACAACCUAGAAAAUGCUGUUCCUUACACAGGCAUCACCUUAGCUCUCAUGAUGACCUUGGUGCCCUGUGCCAUUGGCAUAGCCAUCAACCACCACAAACCAAACUACUCUCCAAUCAUCACCAAGGUCGGUCUGAGCAUCCUAUUGGUGGCCUCUGUGGCCAUCGGGGUGAUGUCGGGCAUCACCAUUGGUGGAACAGUGUGGGUGGUGCUCUCACCCAAGCUGAUGGCUGCAGCUGCUCUGAUGCCCCUGAUUGGCUACCUGCUGGGCUACUUCCUGUCAACUGUCUUCAAGGUUGAUCACAAAUGCAGAAGAACCAUAGCCGUUGAGACAGGCUGUCAGAACAUCCAGCUGUGCUCCACCAUCCUGAAGGUGGCCUUUUCCCCCGAGGUCAUCGGACCCCUGUAUCUGUUCCCCCUCAUCUACAUCAUCUUCCAGGGUGGAGAGGCCCUGCUGUUCAUCCUCAUCUUCAGAUCUUACCAGACGUUCAAGCCGCAGCCUAAGGCAAAGCCUGUGUACCUGGCAGUGGAUGGGAAGCUGCAGGAGGUGAAGUUGCCUUAGGUUCAGAUCAUAAUCCUGGGAACG
This is a messenger RNA of Hypomesus transpacificus, 3507 nucleotides long. RefSeq names its product sodium/bile acid cotransporter-like. Gene Ontology annotation, molecular function: bile acid:sodium symporter activity. The coding region runs from base 2437 to 3483 and encodes 348 amino acids. NCBI's taxonomy places the organism in Eukaryota, Metazoa, Chordata, Actinopteri, Osmeriformes, Osmeridae. Gene Ontology annotation, cellular component: membrane. The record is from RefSeq and is a predicted model, not a curated record. Gene Ontology annotation, biological process: bile acid and bile salt transport. The transcript is spliced from 6 exons.